This is a messenger RNA of Elaeis guineensis (African oil palm), 794 nucleotides long. RefSeq names its product glyoxylase I 4. NCBI's taxonomy places the organism in Eukaryota, Viridiplantae, Streptophyta, Magnoliopsida, Arecales, Arecaceae. The record is from RefSeq and is a predicted model, not a curated record.
UUUUCGGUACAAAUGAUGUGAGGAACGGAAGGAUUACUCCUGUAUCUCCGUUCCACGUAUCUAUCCUACAAAUCCGCUUCCCUCCUCGCUGUCUCGCUCAUCGUCGUCAUGGGGACCGUCGAGGGCGUCCGGCUUAGCCACAUCGCUAGGGAAUCCUCCGACUUGGAACGUCUCGCCAAUUUCUAUCAGGAGGUGCUGGGGUUUGAGAGGAUAGAAGCCCCCAAAUUCGCGGAAUUCGAAGUGAUAUGGCUUAGUCUUCCCUUUAACCCCUCCGUUGCCCUCCAUCUCAUCGAGAGGAACCCCCAGUCCAAGCUCCCGGUAAGCCCCUACGGCAGCAGCUCAUCGUCCCCUCCGUCCACCGUCGCCGAUCCCCGUGCUCUCCCCCGGGGACAUCACCUCGCUUUCUCCGUCUCCAAUUUCGACUCUUUGGUCCGAACCCUCAAGGAAAAAGGGAUUGAGACGUUUGAGACGAUCCAACCGGAUGGUAAGACGAGGCAGGUCUUCUUCUUCGAUCCAGAUGGUAAUGGCUUGGAAGUACAAAGUCGGGAAGCCUCUUAAAUGUAUAAAUGGAACAGAACUUAUAUAGAUAUUGCGCAACCUAUCCUGUUUGGUACUUGUAAUCCUCAACAAGUAAACAAUCAGCAUGUUUUCCUGAUUUAUGCACUUUAUGUUUUACAAUUUCAUAUGCCCGCAUCCUUCAGUGCAACACAGGUGUGCUGAAUAGGAAACAGAAGGUUCAUGUUAGAUCCUUUGAUAAGUGAGAGUGGAUAAAAUAAAUCAAGUAAAUUAAGAAA